UCGAUGUUUAAUGAUAUUUACUCAGUGAAGUGAAAAGAAAUGAAGCAAACAGUCAUAUUAACUGCGAUUCUCGCCGCACUGACACAAUAUGCCAGUGCAGACGAAAUAAAGGACUCGAAUCCUGUCGAAGGUGAAGGUGUACUAGCACCGAAAAUCGAAAGCCGCAUUAAUGAAAAAUUUUCCCCAGUCGAAGGCGAUCGUUUUAUAGUCAGCUUAUCGAGAAUGAAUUGGUUUGCUGCCCUGGUUUUUUGUACCGAACAAAAUGCGAAACCUCUCUCAUUGGAAUUCGGGAAAGACGACAUUAUAAAGAAACAGUUUAUUGAAUUUAUUAAAUUAUACCAUCUUCAAUCUCGUAGCUACUGGCUAAACGGUAAUCGGCUAGAAGAUGAUGUAACCUUCCGUUGGGGGUUGGGUGGAAUGCCACUAUCACAUACCGAUUGGGAUAAAAAUCAACCUGACAACGCAGGAGGAACACAACGUUGCAUGAGAUUGUUUGAGACUAUGAUGUGGGAUGAUGACGACUGUUUUGUUAUAAAUUAUGCUGCAUGUCAAAAGUAUUAAUUAUUGCUCCCUGUAAUAGUUAGAUUUGCCUACUUUCAUUUUAAAUAUAAACAUUGUUAAAGCAUAUAUAA
This is a messenger RNA of Zeugodacus cucurbitae (melon fly), 632 nucleotides long. Its product is annotated as C-type lectin 37Db-like. The transcript has 4 exons. Lineage: Eukaryota; Metazoa; Arthropoda; Insecta; Diptera; Tephritidae. The coding region runs from base 40 to 561 and encodes 173 amino acids. The record is from RefSeq and is a predicted model, not a curated record.